UUACAAUUUAAAAAUGUAUGCACUUGUUUGAAGCAGAGGAUUUUCUAAAAGGGCAGAGGUUAAAAAAAAGGUUGAUGGGUCAUAAAAGGAUAAAAGGCAACUCCCCAGACUAAAAAAAAAAAAAAAGAAAUCUCACACCUGGCACCUGUUUGUUCAUUCCAACACUGUUGCACUUUAAAGCACCCUCCUGACAUCUAUAAAUAUAAGACCAUCCAACACAAACCCAGCAGGAAUUUCGUCCAAAGACACAGAGAAGGAUGGACGCGCAGCGCUCUCUCCUGACUGGCGUGCAGUAUUUUGACAUGUGGCACGACUACAUGAACCUGUCCAGGCUGCUGGAGAAGCUGUGCGGCAGGAGAGAGGUGAACACCAGCGGGGACACCGAGAGGCCGAAGAAGGAGCCUGCAGCACUGUGGAUCCAGAGCGCACCGCAGGGCCGGGAGGGCAAGAGCUCCGCGGAGACCAGCUCCUCCAGCAGCCUGUCGGACUCCAGCUUCAGCUGUGGGGCCUCCGCAGCGGAGUGCCGCUUCUGCCGGCAGAACGGGGAGUCUGCACGGGUGUACCGGUCACACAGGCUCAGAUCGGACGACGGGAGAGUCACCUGUCCCAUCCUGAGGAAUUACACCUGCCCCAUCUGCGAGGCCACCGGGGACCAGGCGCACACACGGCGCUACUGUCCGCAGGCGCAGGACCAGGAGAUGGCCGGAUGGAUGCUGCCGGUGGCCAAGUUCUGGUAACUCACGAUGAUGGCCAGCUGACAAAGACUGUACAUAAUUAGA
Acanthochromis polyacanthus (spiny chromis) is the source of this 779-nucleotide messenger RNA. It is a transcript of the gene nanos2, whose product is annotated as nanos homolog 2. The coding region runs from base 258 to 737 and encodes 159 amino acids. Gene Ontology annotation, molecular function: zinc ion binding; mRNA binding. NCBI's taxonomy places the organism in Eukaryota, Metazoa, Chordata, Actinopteri, Pomacentridae. Gene Ontology annotation, biological process: oogenesis; negative regulation of translation. The transcript has a single exon. The record is from RefSeq and is a predicted model, not a curated record. Gene Ontology annotation, cellular component: perinuclear region of cytoplasm.